Messenger RNA from Stegostoma tigrinum, 3373 nucleotides. Its product is annotated as protein phosphatase 1 regulatory subunit 3C-B-like. The record is from RefSeq and is a predicted model, not a curated record. Gene Ontology annotation, cellular component: protein phosphatase type 1 complex. Lineage: Eukaryota; Metazoa; Chordata; Chondrichthyes; Orectolobiformes; Stegostomatidae. The transcript has 3 exons. Gene Ontology annotation, biological process: regulation of glycogen biosynthetic process. The coding region runs from base 117 to 1166 and encodes 349 amino acids. Gene Ontology annotation, molecular function: protein phosphatase 1 binding; glycogen binding.
UGGCUGCAGCUGCAAGCUGUGUGAGAGCCCCCGGAGCUCCAGUCGUCUGCUGUGUGUCUGAGAGAGCGAGGAGCUGGGAGCUGGGAGCUGUACUCCAUUCCAGCCAGCAUGGUUCUAUGAUGGAUAAUUUGCUGGAGUUCUUCAAGUAUGUACUAGGUGAAGUGAAUAAUGGGGAUCCUGUAGAUGUCUAUCUGGACCAGCAGAAGGCAUUUGACAAGGUGGUCAUUGCACAAGCCAUGCCAGUCGACAUUGCCACCCACCUGUGCCUGGGCCACUCACCACCGUCGCUGGGCAGCGUCCCGUCUCUGUGCGCGGAGGGUCUGCGAGGAGUCCGGGUGAGGUGCCUGGGUCCAAGGCCACUGCGGCCGUGCCUGAAUGGGAGGACGAGCGGCCGGGCCCCGGACGCCGCCGGCAGCAGCAAGGAGGAGAAAAAGAAGAAGGUGGUGUUUGCCGAUGCCAGGGGGUUCUCGCUGACCGCCGUGCGCCUCUUCUCCGAGCUGGAGGACGAGCUGUCAGAGCUUCAGUUUGAGCUGUCUGAUCUGGCGGCGCCUCGGCCAACCGAAGUGGAGAGCCUGGGCCUAGGCUCGGGCCCGUGUCUGGGCUUCAGGCCAGACUUCGCCCAGCCCUCAGCCGACUUCGCCGCCUUCCGUCAGCGCCUGCAGCGGGACUCCGUGUGCCUGGAGAGCAGCAUGGUCCAGGGGGGCCACAUCUUGGGCACGGUGCGGGUCAGGAACCUGGCCUACGAGAAGCGGGUGGCGGUGCGGGUCACCUUUGAUGCUUGGCGGACCUUCCGCGAUGUGACGUGCAGCUACAUGCAGCCUGAGGAGACAGCGGUGAUAGGAGGAGGAGGAGAGGAUGCCUUCUCGUUCAAGGUGGAGCUGCCCAAGCAAACCAAGCCCCUGGCCUCGGUCGAGCUGUGUGUUUCCUUCCAGUGUGGCGCUCUCACCUUCUGGGACAACAACCAAGGGCGCAAUUACAGGUUCAGCUCAACGGGCCGCGUUGACGGGGGCGACACCGCUGCCCAGGAGGACUGUCCGUCCCCGUACUACACUCGGGGCAAGACUCAAGAAGGGGACCUCGAACAGUUUGGCAGCCCCCGCUCGGUCAAUGCCAUCUUCUCCCAGUGGCAGAGUUGGGGCCGGCUGGAUGCUGACUGUUACUGGUAACGGGCCCUGCCCUGGCUCUGAUCAUUCAUUCGUUCAUUCGUUCGUUCAUUCGUUCUGAGUUGGGCCACUCACCAGAUCCUUCGGGUUGGGGAGCACUUCCCUUGGGCAUCUAACCAGGGGCUUUCAUCGGUGUUGGAAUGGACUUCACAGUGCCAGUUGGAAAGCCGCGUAGAAGGAUGGGUGCUUCCCAGCUCCUCUCGCUGUUGUAUCGCCACUGAGGGUGAGAAGCUCAACCUGUCACGCACCUCCUUUAUUUCCCCCACCUGCUGUCCUUGUCUGCCCUGCCACGUGGUGAGGAGGGGUCACUGUUUACACGAAGGGGCGGAUAAGGAGUGCUCCCCGCGAAUUCCAGUGCGUCGGUGUUGCAGGACGAGCCGAAAUUUCACGUCCCUUUCAGAAACGGCGACCGUCGGCAUCCGCCUAGUCUCGUGCGCGGGUCGCUUUUUUCUUGAGAGGAUCGCGACGAAUUCUGAGACCGCGUCGUCUUGCUGGUGGCGAAUGAGUGGAGCCUGCGGAUAUUUUAUUUCAUGGACCUCUAUUUUGUACUCUGAGACGGUAGGGUCCUUCGGCAGGCCCACCCUGAUUUUGCUUUUGCUUCCUGCGUUUGCAGCCCCCACCCCUGCAAGUUUGGACUGGGCCUGGUUUCCCCUGUGCCGAUACCAUUGAGUGCGAGAGUGGAAAAGCCCCAAAGGUUAGCCCCUUCCCUACCCCCAAAGCAUGUUUUCACACUCCUUCCCCAGUAAUGACUUUUGUUUUUGAAUACUAAAUUAUAACAGACUGAUUUGAGUCUCGAACCGUCUACAGCUUUUAAAGCGUCACUAUUUUAAGACACUUGCCCCUUCAGGUGUUGGAGGGAGGCAAGUGCUUGAUGACAGGGCAUCACCCCUGGGACUAUUCUUGGCUGAUGUUUGUCCAGAAUCCAGGAACUGAGGGAGAGAAGGGGGCACUGGAGCUGGUCCCUGACUGUUACUCAUCAUUUUUUUUUGUUUGGGUUUUCAGCACUGUAACUUACUGGCUUUUGAUUACACUCUGACAGUCUCAUUAGUCUCCUUGUAACACUGGGGGCCAUCGACAUUUUCUUUUUAAUCCCUACUUUUGAUUCCCUGACGCCUUAGACCGUGAAUGUGUUUGAGGUUUUCCCUCAAAAGUCCAAAGAAGUCUAUGCAGGUGAAUGUAAAAAUUAAGUCACGAUUUUUAGAUAGAGAUCUGCAGUUAGCAAAGCGAUGGAAGAGUUUGUUCUGGCCGUUCAAGCUUUGGGCGGUAUUGCACUCGUACGGGCCCCUUGUUGAAACUUGAUUGGCAGUCUUCAGGAAGCUAUUAAUUUGUCCGAAAGCUGACCCUGGACUCGAAUUGAUUUCCAAGCGACUACUUCAUAUUGAAGAUUCUGUCAAGGGGAGAGGAGAGCGUUCACAGAAGGUGGCUGCCUAGGUCUCGGCUGCCUGGCCCCUUGUUCCCUGUCCUAGGAGUUAGUACCUGUCCCUCGACUGCAGCCGUCACCGUGUGCCACCAAGUCCCGGCAGUAGACCAGAUUGAAGCCAUCGCAGCCGGGACGUGAUCCCGGCAGUAGCCACCGGGAGGCAGUGCUGUCACUUGUUCAGUCUCUGCACUGGUGUGCAGCUUUGCCUGGGGAUGAAUGUGAGGACCAAUAAUACAAGCCCUGUCAGUGCAGGGUCUGACUUCGCUCAGUUGGGACUCUGUUCUCUCAAACGCAUUCGUGUUGUCUGAUUUCCUUUGUUUUUUGUGGCUAAAUAAAUUGGCGCCCAAAUCGCCUGAAGUUAGCUUGUUUGACAAUUGACUUCCGAGCUGCAGACACAGUCCAGUUGAGAGGUGUGCUCAGCUGAGCAGUGAUAUCCUAAGCCUUUUUGCACACUGGUAGUAAGCUCCGUCCCCGGCUACGGGAGCCCAGGCUUCGACGUUGAGGGGACUGGUCAAAGACAGGAACCUUCCUUGUCUUGGCUUCCUGUUGAAGCUGUUGAUUUUAGACCAGAAGUGUGUUGACACAGAUUUUACGAGAAAGGGGGUUUCUCUGUGGGAGCUCAGUGUCCUGCCUUCACAGUCAGCAGGCUGUGAGGGAGAUUUGAAUGGGCCUCUUCAUCAAACCGUAUUACUGCUAGUGUAUUCUGAAGCAUCUGUUAAUGUUUGAUGUAAAUGUGCUAUUUUGUAUAUGUUUUAAAAAAAACAAUAAAGUUGAUGUGAAGUCAGAUUGA